CGAGACGAAAUUUGCAAGAUAAACCAAGCUGCCCUGCCAAGAUGGCGGACUUAGAGGCGGUUUUGGCUGAUGUUUCCUACCUAAUGGCGAUGGAAAAAUCGAAAUCCACGCCAGCGGCUCGUGCAAGCAAGAAAAUUAUCUUACCUGAUCCAUCUGUUUAUCAUGUAAUGCACAAGUAUUUAAGCGAGAGAGGAGAGGUACAAUUCGACAAAAUAUUCGACCAAAGGAUAGGAUACCUGGUUUUCAAAGAAUUUUGCGAAACAUCAUGCGACGAACCCGUUCCUCAGCUGGCGUUUUACGAAGAUAUCCGAGAGUAUGAAAAACUCCAGUUCCAGGAGGACAGGCUAAAAAUGGCACGAGAGAUCUUUGACAAAUACAUCAUGAUUGAACUCCUAGCUUGCUCACAUUCUUUCUCCCAGAGUGCUCUGAUUCAAGUACAGAGUUCAAUAACAAAGAAAGAACUUCCAUCUACACUGUUUGAGCCAUACAUGUUGGAAAUUAGGAACAGUCUAAGAGGAUCAAUCUUCCAAAAGUUUCUGAAAAGUGACAGAUAUGUCAGAUUUUGUCAGUGGAAAAAUGUGGAACUUAAUAUUAACCUAACCAUGAAUGACUUUAGUGUACAUAGAAUUAUUGGCCGUGGUGGGUUUGGAGAAGUUUAUGGUUGCAGAAAAGCUGACACAGGAAAAAUGUAUGCCAUGAAAUGCCUGGACAAGAAAAGGAUCAAGCUGAAACAGGGAGAAACCUUGGCCUUAAAUGAGAGGAUUAUGCUGUCCAUGGUGAAUAAUCCUUUCAUUGUGUGCAUGACAUAUGCCUUUCAAACUCCAGACAAGCUUUGUUUUGUGCUGGACUUAAUGAAUGGUGGUGAUUUACAUUACCAUUUGUCACAACAUGGUGUCUUCAGUGAAGAUGAUGUACGGUUCUAUGCAUCAGAAAUAAUUUUGGGACUGGAACACAUGCACGAUAGAAGAAUUUGCUAUAGAGAUCUCAAGCCCGCCAAUAUCCUGCUAGAUGAACAUGGUCACGUUAGAAUAUCAGAUCUUGGACUUGCUUGUGACUUCUCAAAGAAAAAGCCACAUGCCAGCGUUGGAACCCAUGGCUACAUGGCUCCGGAAGUUCUGAAGAAAGGCGAAGCAUACGAUUCUUGUGCUGACUGGUUUUCUCUCGGCUGCAUGCUGUUUAAAUUGCUUGUGGGGCACAGUCCCUUCAGACAACACAAAACUAAAGACAAACACGAGAUUGAUAGACUAACGCUAACUUACGAUGUAGAGUACCCGGAGUCGUUCACUGAGGACAUGAAAUCGCUUCUCGCGGGUCUCCUCAAUAGGGACGUCCCCAGCAGGCUCGGUUGCAGAGGCUCAGGAGCAGUUGAAGUGAGGCAACAUCCGUAUUUUGCAAAUUUAGAUUGGAAGCUAGUCGAACUCUUAAAGUAUCCGCCCCCGCUUGUUCCUCCCAGAGGCGAGGUGAAUGCCGCUGACGCGUUUGAUAUCGGCUCAUUCGAUGAGGAUGAUGUCAAAGGAAUCAAGAUGACGGAAACUGAUCAGGAGAUUUAUAAAGACUUCAACUUGACGGUGUCAGAAAGAUGGCAACAAGAAAUCGCUGAAACUGUAUUCAAGGUUGUCAAUGAAGAACAUGAUAAGUUAGAAGCCAAAAAGAAAGCGAAACAUCAGAACUCUGUCACAGUACCUGAGGAUGGAGACCGUCUGUUAGAAGGUUAUCUCUAUAAGUUGGGCGGCACUUUGAUGAGUAACUGGCCAAGAAAAUACUUCCAUCUCUUUCCCAAUCGACUGGAGUGGCGAGGAGAACAAGCUGGGCAAAUGCCAAGUCUUUUAUGCAUGGAGAACAUAACGGGAGUUGAGGAGACACAUGUCAAAGGUUUUAAAUGUAUCAAAAUCAGCACAAACAUCCGGGAUAACAGGGACCACAUCCUCAGAGCAGAGACCGAGACUGAAUUCCAAGAGUGGAUGAAAGAGAUCAAACAGUCAUUCCAGCAGGCGCAGGUCAUGAUGCGCGCGGGCGCGAAAAUCAUGAGCUCCGGUCAUCGCUACAUCACGCAAUACAGCAAAGAAGAAAACGGUCCCGUCACGCCAUGAAGCACCCAUUCUCACGCACAUAUCCCGUCAUGUACAUACACACAGAAACAGAGAAGUCGAACUUGAACAAGCCUUACGGCUACUGGUCCUGUACCGUAGAACGUGACGUAGAAAAUAGGCGAUAUAUGAUUGGCACAGCAACCGUCCAUCAUUUGUCAUGGCCUGUUUUUAGGCACGCAAAGUAUCAUUGGUAGAUUCCGCAGAGCACCUGGGGACUGGGGAGAGAAUGGUAAAUUGAAGACGUUAUUAGUGAUUGAGGUCUUUUACGGCUGUCAAAUAGCUGCUUGUGAUGUUCUAAAUACUUAAUUGCCUUUUUAUCCAUUUUAAUUUCGUCUUCUAUUGGUAGUCGUGCAUCGAAGGCGUGUGAGGUUUUCCUUGGUGCAGCGCAAAGCAGAGAGAAAAUUGAUGUCUAUAGGUUUAUUAUGAAAUUUCAUCAUCUUUUACACUUGUACAAAUUCUAAACUAAUUCUUAACUUAAAAAAAGAAGAGUAUUUCUGCCCGCCUAAUCUCUUAGCGUGAGAGAUCAAGGACGUAGUAGCGAUUGUAGAUCAAUAAAAUUUCGCUUAACGGAGAAAAAUAUAAGUAAAAGUAAACCAGAGAGAGAGAAAAAAAAGAUGUUUGAAACAUUUACAUCGAACUGACAUAGCGGCAAAUUUUCAACCAGAUCAGCGUAAAGAAGGUUCUUGUUUACGCUGUGUAUAUUUAUUUGCAAGACAAUUUAAUAGUAGCGCCAUCUUAAGAUGGCUCAGAAAUGAUGUCUUGACUCGUGUAUAUGAUUUGUAUUAUUCUCGGCAAAGGUUCGUCAGAGAAAUUCCGCGAACUUGGCCGAGGUACUAGUGUUUCCUUAGCAUUGAAAAUUAGGAGCUUACUUUUUAAUUAUAAGCUAACCGGGAAAUGAAAUUACAACCGUGAUCAAAUCUAAGUUUCCCCUAACGUUGUUUAUCGAAUCCAAGCGGAUAGGUUAGGGGAAUGAAGCAUUUGAUCAUCCCCGGAGUUGAGUUGAUCCAAAAUUCAAUUCUCGUAAGACGUAUUAUAACAAAUCAAUAAAGGCUGUAAAGAGAGUUUCGGUGUUGAUCGUUGGAGAAAAUGGGGAAGCUGCUGGCGUUUGGAACCGUAUUUUCUAAAAUAAUGGCCGUUUCUUUGCUCGACUGCUAGUAACAUAAAGAAAUCGACGGAGACCAGAAGCACACGAAGAAGAAACGGAGCUGUAUUCUUAGAGGAGCUCGGUCACAUUAUUUUGAGUUGUUUUGGCCACAUACAAAACUAUCUUUAAAUUGAACGAAACCUGAAAAUAAUAGUUUACCAAG
Messenger RNA from Orbicella faveolata, 3397 nucleotides. RefSeq names its product G protein-coupled receptor kinase 3-like. The record is from RefSeq and is a predicted model, not a curated record. Gene Ontology annotation, biological process: regulation of signal transduction; G protein-coupled receptor signaling pathway; protein phosphorylation. Gene Ontology annotation, molecular function: G protein-coupled receptor kinase activity; G protein-coupled receptor binding; ATP binding. NCBI's taxonomy places the organism in Eukaryota, Metazoa, Cnidaria, Anthozoa, Scleractinia, Merulinidae.